AUGGAAACAGGGUUGUUAGAUGCAAAACCUGCAGAUUUUCCCAUGGAGCAAAACCAUAGGCUAUCUUUGGCAGAUGGGGAUUUAUUUGAUGAUGUAGAGAGGUAUAGACGUCUUAUAGGACGUUUGAUUUAUUUAGCUGUCACUAGGCUAGACUUGGCCUAUUCUGUGCAUAUUUUAUCUCAAUUUAUGCAGAGCCCGAGGGUAGAGCACUGGGAUGAUGCCUUGCGAGUUGUGCGAUAUCUGAAGAAGAGUCCAAGUCAGGGUAUCCUGCUAAGGUCUAAUAGUGCUCUACAGUUGGAAGGAUGGUGUGAUUUGAAUUGGGCGAGUUGUCCAUUAUCUCGACGUUCGUUGACAUGUUGGUUUGUGUUUCUUGAUCUAUCUCCCAUGUCAUGGAAGACCAAGAAACAACCCACAAUAGCUAUGAGCUCCGCCAAGGCAGAGUACAGAUCUAUGUACGCUUGCACUCGUGAGUUGAAGUGGCUAAAGAGGAUUAUGAGAGAUUUAGGUGUGCGACAUAAGAGUGGAAUGCACCUCUAUUGUGACAGUCAGUCAACAUUAUACAUUGCGUAG
Messenger RNA from Chenopodium quinoa (quinoa), 570 nucleotides. RefSeq lists its product as uncharacterized. Lineage: Eukaryota; Viridiplantae; Streptophyta; Magnoliopsida; Caryophyllales; Amaranthaceae. Bases 1 to 570 code for a protein of 189 amino acids. The record is from RefSeq and is a predicted model, not a curated record. The transcript has a single exon.